Molecule: messenger RNA, 872 nt
Organism: Coccomyxa subellipsoidea C-169
Lineage: Eukaryota; Viridiplantae; Chlorophyta; Trebouxiophyceae; Coccomyxaceae
Exons: 1
Coding region: 456-638 (60 amino acids)
Source: RefSeq, a predicted model, not a curated record
CACAAAACACCCCGGGCUUACAGUGUUCUUCUGGCUGUUGCUAUCAGGAUUGAACAUUUAGCUGGCCUGAUAUCUUGGCAAUCACCCUUUUGCAAUUAAAUGGUCUGCUCGCGCGAUUGCACUACCGGCAAGCCCCAUAAAUUCUACUCGUGCACGCAUAAAAGGAAAUGUCAAUGCAGGCAGAACAGGACAAUCAUAUGCAUGCGCAUGCGCCUAGAAAAUGCCACUGUUCCCAAAUUCAAACAUGGGACAAUAUGGUGAUUCAUUAUCGUCAAGGCCUGACAGUCUUGCACGGAAUAUACCCACAACAACGUUUCCUUAUUGGCAAUAAGCUUGAGUCAAGCAGAAACCCACAAGAAAUAUUGGCAUGACAGCCGUUCAUUGCUAAGGAUUAUUUCCCCCAACCCUCUGGCGAUGCCGCCUUUUGAUGGGGUAACUGCCAGUAUAUUGCAUGCAUGCAUGCGCAAGAAUUUCGGCAUCAAAUUAAACCUUGCAACAAUCCAAAAACCAGUUCACAAUCUUGCUGCCUACAGGGCAGUUCACCACACACUGAUGCACAGAAAGCAACCACGUCUUCCUUGGCAUAUUUGGGUCUUGACUGCCGCGGAAUGACUUUUGCAGUGUCAGGACUGAGUUGAUGGGUGGAACAAAUGGCGAAAGUCUUGAGAAUAUCUUGAGUGGUUCUUGAGUAUGUCUUGAGUGGUCUCGAAUCCCUAAAACAAAGUCAUGGCACGGGCUGCGAAACCAACUAAGUCAAAUACAGUGGAGGCGGAUGGCAAUUUGGCGCCUCUGUUUCCCAUCCAGGGCAGCUGCCUCAUCAAAUCCCAAGCCCUUGCUGGAAUUCUCACAAUACUCCCACAGCUCUGCGGGUC